Messenger RNA from Quercus robur (English oak), 1319 nucleotides. RefSeq lists its product as uncharacterized. Bases 697 to 1104 code for a protein of 135 amino acids. The record is from RefSeq and is a predicted model, not a curated record. The transcript has 3 exons. NCBI's taxonomy places the organism in Eukaryota, Viridiplantae, Streptophyta, Magnoliopsida, Fagales, Fagaceae.
UUCAUUUGACAGUCUAAAUACUCUGUACUAUGUACUAAAUCAUAAUUUGCUUGUCAUUGAUCUUGUAGUUUAGUGGUAGUGUCUAAUCUCUUCCAUGACAAAUAUUGGAUUCGAAUACCCCUCAUUUUCAUUUUAUAAAAACAUAAAAACAUAAAAAAAUUAUUUGCUUAAAAAUCAUAGCUAGUGUGUAAUUAUGUGUACAUAUACCUAUAUAAGUGUUAGAAUAGAUGCAUCAAACUUCUUGUGUAGAUCAAUGGGGAAAAAUGCACAUGAUAUACUGACUUUUUUUCCUAUCUAGGAAAAUGCAUACCAGUGUAAAAAAUGAAAUAUUAGGGGUGGAAUAAAAAAUUCUCAUUCACAUCAAUAUUAUGAAAGUUUCAUUAUUCAAUUUAAUAUAUAUUGAUCAACUAAAUCAUCCGAUUGUUGGGUAUUUGGUAAUUACAUUUUGACCAUUUGAGACCUCUUACUCAUAAAGACAUAAAACAUAGUAAAACGAAUUUUACACGUUUUUCUUUAAAAAUAAAAAUAAAAAAUAUUCUUUUAAUGCAGAAUUUAUUUAGUUACAUAACGAAUUUCACAUAAUAUAUGUUUAUUUAUUUUUUAACCUUUGUUUUUUGGAAUCUGUUUGUAAAUAACUCUUUUUAGAACACAUCAAGAAUAAUUUUGAAAAAACAGAUUAGAUCCUCUCAAUGGCACAUGAAUUAUGAUGGAUUUGAGUUGGUCCUAGAACUCAUCUUUGAAGCAGUUGGGACCCUUGUUGGCAUUGUUGUUCUACUCCUACAGAUAAUACACGAUCUUCACCAAAUAAUCUCAAUAACACAUGAAGGAUUUCAGCAAAUUGUGCUGGUCCUAAAACUCAUUGGUAAAGUAGUUGGGUCCCGUGUCAGCCUUGUUGUUCUACUCCUACGGUUGACACGUAUAUGCAGAAGGAUUUGGUCCAUUUUGACUGAAGGACAACCUGUUGUUGUUGCUAAUGACCACCGGAACGAUGUCCCACUUGCUGAUAUUAACUAUGGCCAGAAUGAUAUCCCACCUACUGAUGCUGAAGCUGAUGCUACCAAUGGGCAAAACGAUGUAAUUGUGAAUGAGGAAGUGAACAUCUGAACUCACCGAUUUCAAGAAAACCUGUCUAUGUUAAUGUAAUACCACUUUCACCACCUCCACCAUUCAUAAUAUGCUGUCUUUGUUCUUCCUGGUAGCUUUAUUAUGUGUAACAAAAUGAACCAAAUGUUUUUUGGUUUUAAUGCUUUCUUUUCAGACUUUAAUACUUGAGCUUUCUUUUCAGACUUUACUGUAAUCAAAGUGUCCUGUUAUGCUUU